Phasianus colchicus (ring-necked pheasant) is the source of this 9016-nucleotide messenger RNA. RefSeq names its product Ral GTPase activating protein non-catalytic subunit beta (gene RALGAPB). Gene Ontology annotation, molecular function: GTPase activator activity. Gene Ontology annotation, biological process: activation of GTPase activity; regulation of small GTPase mediated signal transduction. The record is from RefSeq and is a predicted model, not a curated record. NCBI's taxonomy places the organism in Eukaryota, Metazoa, Chordata, Aves, Galliformes, Phasianidae.
CACAAAGAAAUAGAUGCCUGCUGGUAUCAUCACGGCUUGAUUUCUCUGGAGUUUUGUGUUUCUGGAAUGCACGGUGAUCCCAGAGUGAAUAAGCAAAACAAAGUGCUUAAUAAGAGAUUUUACAAAUGCUCUUGGCUCUUAUGGUUUGGGCAUGUAUGUGUUUUCAUUCUGCAAGUGAAUUGUCUAUAUUGGUUUGUCCCUGUUACUGUGUAAUCUCAGCAUUUCUCCAACAAUCAGCAUUUUACUCAGUGUGAAUAUAUAUCAGUUUCCAUCACUGACUUUCAUAUUAUAUCCUGUGAGGAAUGAGUCAUUAGCAUUAGUGUAGUAUUACGAUUUGUGUGUAACAGGCAUCACCAAGAUGAUGAGGUGCUUAUCACCACUGAGCAGUGUCUGUGUUUGAGGCAUCUCCUGCUCUGUAAAGCUGCAGCGAUGCGAUGGGCUGGCUGUGGGAUGCAGUGGGCCAGAUGCAGGCUGCAGACUUCUUCCUCCACAGGAGCAGUACCAAGCCAUACUAUGUGGAACUGGGGGCUGCAGGAGAGGCUGGGCUGUAGCAGGAAGCCUCAAACAGUGCAGAGAGCAUCAGUACUGAUAUCACUGGGCUCUUUGUGGUGUGAAGUCUUUGUGGGAUAAAUCUCAUCCUCCUGGAGAUGAUGAAGUGAGGACCAGGGGGAUGAGUCUGCCUUGAGACUUAAUAGUGAUUUGCAUGAAAGUUUGAAAAUGUAUUAAAAUUGCUGCAUUGUGAAAAAUUAAAUACUGAAAACUUGCUUUUUAAUUACUUGUUAAAAAAGCAAGUAUAAAUAGCUGUUUCCAGAUUAUGCAGCUAAUUGUUAAACCUGUGGGAAAUAAAGCUGCAAUGCAAGUUUUGUGUAUUUCCCACGCUAUUUCUUUAGCUAUUUUUGGUUCUUCAAUGCAGCAUUGCAUAACAGAAGAUAUUUUAUGAUUCACUGAUCUGAAAAGCGCAGCUCUGAAUCCAAACAUGCGUUGGCAUUUCUGUUCCAUGCACUUCAUACCCGAAUUCUAUCCUUCACUGUUGAUUAACAGUUUUAGUUCUGUUGAUUCACAGUAAUCUGCAGGUUUUCUGUAACUUUUAUUUUGCUGAUCAGCUGCAUAGUAAUGUUGGUUUAUAUCUAACCCCUGGCAAACUGAACUCCUCUGAUGCUAACUUUUAGUGGAUUUUAAGCUGAAUUCUUAAUACUUAAGUAAAAUAAAAGCUUCAAACAGUUAAAGUGCUAUCCUAGUGAACCGUUGUCUGAAUUGAGUUGUCAUCAAUCAGCCACAAAUAAGGAUCUCAAAUCCAGAUAGCAAAUUAUAUUUGGAACUUUGUACCCUUAUGCAGUGUUAAUCUGUAUCCAUGGCUAUGAUGUCACAGUGGAAUAAAACAAGGUCUCUUGUGCUGCCCUACCAAUAGAUGCUCCUUUUCCCCACAUAGGAUGCUAUAAGUCUGUUUUAACUGAUUGUGCUGGAUACAUGCAUUACAACUUAUUUCUGUUUGUAGUCAUUCUUGAGUUACUGCGUUUUACAUAUGGACCUUCAUUUCCUCCAUUUAAAAUUCCUGAAGAAGAUGCUGGUCUGAUUCCUCCUGAAAUGGACAAUGAGUGCAUUGCACAAACUUGGUUUCGCUUUUUACACAUGCUGAGUAAUCCUGUGGAUUUGAGUAACCCAGCCAUUAUUAGUUCUACCCCCAAAUUUCAGGAGCAGUUUCUGAAUGUGAGUGGGAUGACUCAAGAGCUGAAUCAAUACCCCUGCCUUAAGCAUCUGCCUCAAAUAUUCUUCCGUGCCAUGCGUGGGAUCAGCUGUUUAGUGGAUGCUUUCCUAGGCAUUUCACGACCCCGGUCAGACAGUGCACCGCCCACGCCAGUAAACAGGCUGAGCAUGCCCCAGAACACUGCUAUCAACACGACUCCUCCACAUAACCGAAGGCAUCGGGCCGUGACUGUGAAUAAAGCAACAAUGAAAACCAGCACUGCAACCACUGCACAUGCUUCCAAAGUGCAGCACCAACCAUCCUCUACUUCUCCGCUCUCUAGCCCAAACCAGACAAGUUCUGAGCCACGGCCACUGCCAGCUCCUCGCAGGCCAAAGGUUAACAGCAUCUUGAACCUCUUUGGAUCAUGGUUAUUUGACGCAGCAUUUGUUCACUGUAAACUUCAUAAUGGAAUAAACAGAGACAGCAGCAUGACUGCUAUAGCAACUCAAGCUAGUGUGGAGUUUCGCCGGAAAGGAUCCCAAAUGUCCACAGAUACAAUGGCUUCCAACCCUUUGUUUGAUGCCAGUGAAUUCCCAGACAACUAUGAAGCAGGAAGGGCAGAGGCGUGCGGGACACUGUGUAGGAUAUUUUGUAGCAAGAAGACUGGGGAGGAAAUAUUACCAGCUUACUUAUCCCGAUUUUACAUGCUUUUAAUUCAGGGUUUGCAGAUAGCAGAUUUCGUUUGCCACCCCGUUCUUGCCAGUGUUAUUCUGAACUCCCCUCCUCUGUUCUGCUGUGACCUGAAAGGAAUUGAUGUCGUGGUUCCGUAUUUCAUUUCGGCUCUUGAAACUAUUUUACCCGACAGAGAACUCUCAAAGUUUAAAAUCUAUGUAAACCCCACAGAACUAAGAAGAGCUUCAAUUAACAUCUUGCUGUCUUUGUUGCCUCUCCCUCAUCAUUUUGGAACUAUAAAAUCGGAGGUUGUCCUGGAAGGGAAAUUCAGCAAUGAUGACAGCUCAACGUAUGAUAAACCAGUAACCUUCCUUUCCUUGAAGCUGAGGCUUGUGAAUAUACUUAUAGGAGCUUUGCAAACUGAAACAGAUCCCAACAACACUCAGAUGAUACUAGGUGCAAUGUUGAAUAUUGUUCAAGACUCAGCACUGUUAGAAGCCAUUGGCUGCCAAAUGGAAACGAAUGGUGGUGAAAAUAACCUCUUCAAAAGCCACAGUCGUACUAACAGUGGCAUUAGUACUGCAAGUGGAGGCAGUACGGAGCCUACAACCCCAGAUAGUGAACGACCAGCACAAGCCCUUCUAAGGGAUUAUGCUCUUAAUACAGAUACGGCUGCAGGACUUCUGAUACGCAGCAUUCACCUGGUAACCCAAAGGCUCAACUCACAGUGGAGGCAGGACAUGAGCAUCUCACUGGCUGCGUUGGAACUUCUCUCUGGAUUGGCAAAGGUGAAAGUGCUUGUUGAUUCCUCUGAUCAAAAGAGAGCAAUUAGUUCUGUAUGCAGCUACAUAGUGUUCCAGUGCAGCCGGCCAGCCCCGCUCCACUCCCGUGACCUUCAUUCUGUGAUAGUUGCAGCUUUCCAGUGCCUCUGUGUCUGGCUCACCGAGCAUCCUGACAUGCUGGAUGAGAAGGAUUGUUUAAAAGAGGUACUGGAGAUUGUGGAGCUGGGUAUUUCAGGAAGUAAAUCCAAGAGCAGUGAACAAGAGGUGAAGUACAAAGGAGAUAAGGAGCCAAACCCUGCAUCCAUGAGAGUGAAGGAUGCUGCUGAAGCUACGUUAACAUGUAUUAUGCAGUUACUUGGAGCAUUCCCUUCUCCCAGUGGCCCUGCUUCCCCUUGCAGCUUAGUGAAUGAAACCACAUUAAUUAAAUAUUCUCGCCUACCCACCAUAAACAAGCAUAGUUUCCGUUACUUUGUUUUGGAUAACAGUGUCAUCCUGGCAAUGUUGGAGCAGCCUCUAGGGAACGAACAAAAUGACUCCUUCCCCUCUGUCACAGUUUUGAUCCGUGGGACAUCUGGAAGAUUUGCAUGGGCCCAGCAACUCUGUCUUUUACCAAGAGGAGCUAAAGCAAAUCAAAAGACUUUUGUACCAGAACCUCGACCAGCUCCUAAAAAUGAUGUUGGAUUGAAAUACAGUGUGAAGCACCGGCCUUUUCCUGAAGAAGUGGACAAGAUCCCAUUUGUGAAAGCAGACUUAAGCAUUCCUGAUUUACAUGAAAUUGUGAAUGAGGAGCUUGAAGAGCGACAUGAGAAGCUGAGAAAUGGUAUGGCCCAGCAGAUUGUUUUUGAGACUUCCAUAGAUCAGAAGAGUGAGGAGGAGUGGCGUAAGAAGAGCUUUCCUGAUCCAAUCACAGAGUGUAAGCCCCCACCACCGGCACAGGAGUUCCAGACUGCACGCCUGUUCCUCUCCCACUUCGGGUUUCUGUCGCUAGAGGCAUUGAAGGAGCCUGCUAACAGUCGUCUACCUCCUCACCUGAUUGCACUUGACUCUACUCUGCCUGGAUUUUUUGAUGACCUCGGGUACUUGGAUUUACUGCCUUGUCGUCCUUUUGAUACUGUUUUCAUUUUCUACAUGAAGGCGGGCCAGAAGACAAGCCAGGAGAUCCUAAAGAACAUGGAGUCUUCCAGAAUUGUUCAGCCACACUUCCUGGAGUUCUUGCUGUCUCUUGGCUGGUCUGUUGAUGUGGGGAAGCAUCCUGGGUGGACUGGGCACGUCUCCACGAGCUGGUCCAUCAACAGCUGCAGCGAUGAAGAGGGACCUGAACAAGAUGAUGUAAUAAUUUCAGAAGAUGUUGGAGCAAGUAUCUUCAAUGGGCAGAAGAAGGUGCUGUAUUACGCUGAUGCCCUGACAGAAAUAGCUUUUGUUGUCCCAUCACCCGUGGAGUCCCUAACUGAUUCAUUGGAAAGCAAUGUCUCUGAUCAAGAAAGUGACUCUAACAUGGACCUGCUGCCGGGAAUAUUGAAACAGCCAUCCUUGACACUUGAGCUCUUCCCCAAUCAUACAGACAAUCUUAAUCCCUCUCAGCGGCUCAGCCCCACUUCCAGAUCCAAGAGGGUGCCUCAGGGCCGGACCAUUCCACCGAUGGGACCUGAAACCAAAGUGUACGUGGUCUGGGUUGAACGUUACGAUGAUAUAGAAAACUUUCCCCUCCCUGAUCUGGUGUCUGAGACCAGCACUGGUGUAGAAACUGCGGCCAACAGCAGCGCUUCCCUAAGAUCUACCAUUCCUGAGAAAGAAGUUCCUGUGAUCUUCAUCCAUCCUUUAAACACCGGCUUAUUCAGGAUAAAACUGCAAGGAGCAACUGGGAAAUUCAACAUGGUUAUCCCGUUGGUGGACGGGAUGAUAGUCAGUCGGAGAGCUCUUGGUUUUUUAGUGAGGCAAACAGUAAUAAAUAUUUGUCGGAGAAAGAGGCUGGAAAGUGAUUCAUACAACCCCCCCCACGUCCGCCGAAAACAGAAAAUCGCAGACAUUGUCAAUAAGUACCGCAACAGGCAGCUGGAGCCCGAGUUUUAUACCUCGCUUUUCCAGGAGGUUGGGCUCAAGAACUGCAACCCGUAGGCCAUUACCCUCCCUGGACAAUUAGAUCAGAGCUUGGUGGCUACAGCAAUGAAAACAGUUAAAUAACAACAAAUUUCCUCAGCCCUCUGGAAUUCAGGAAACCGUAUUUCAGCACAAGUCAGCAGAUACCGUGUGGGAGGAAUGAGAAACGAAUCCCAAACAUUGCAGUUGGGAUCCUGACUCCAUUCACCUACCCUCAAAAGAUUACUUAAUUCCAGUCUUCCUGGAUGCUCGCAGCAUAAUCUCUUCACGCAGCCAUCUAUUCCAGGCUAAUUAAGAUCUGUGUCUCGUUCUGUGAGAAGAAAACAAUCAAAGCAAAACCAUCUCUGCGUUUAAGUAUGAGGAACACGAGGCAAAGCAGCCUGCCUUCAGACAGCUCGCUGUGCCCACGCGCUGGAGGAGAGGAGUGGGAUCUCUUCCUGAGGAGGGAAUCUCUUUCUGAGCACUCGCUGUCCCCACAAGAACUUCAGGAGAAGUUUCUGACCCCCUUCAGCGUUCUGAGGAGAUACUUCAGUGCUUGAAACUCAUCUGUACACCACAGGGAGGAAAGCUGCUCGGGAAUAUCAGGUCACCAAAUGCAUAACCAAGAUGCUGUGUGCUUUCCAGUACCCCCCUGCGGGUCUGUGCACAGCAUUUCUGUCAUCCUGGGAACAAACUCAGCACCCAGAGGGGCCUGAUUUCAGACACACCUUCUUACCAGAUAAGAGAUCUGGGUUCUACAGAAACAAGGUUAUGACUUUCAGGUUUGUUGCAAAAUGUCACAUUUAAUUUUAGUAGCUUGGUUUUAUUUUCUUUUUGCAGCUGAUUAUGUUGAAAUGUCUCUGUUGCUCAGUCGCCAUUUUCAUUAAAUGUGCAAACAUCUCUGGCUUUCCUUCUGCUGGGCUGAAAUCUGAGGUUCUGGGGCUGCCUCCUGCCUGACCUUUAUCCAAUACGCAGCUUUUGCAGCUUCUGCACUUUCCAGAAGCUCCUGUUACACAGGCUAUGAAACAACUGGCAGAAAAGUGAAGAACUCUUCUUUUGUCCAUUAACUUGCCAUUCCAUGGAAAGUCCAUUUGGAGUUGUAACUUAAAAUUGUUUUGAGGUUACCGUGCUUUCUCGGCAGCAGUGAUUCCCCUUCCCCUUGGCCAGAAGUUUCUCCCUGAGCUGCCGUGUCUCCCCUGGCCUGGCUCAGGCACAGGGCUGGGUCGCUGCCUCACCCCACAGGGAACAGAGCCGUGUGGAUUCGUUUCUCUGACCGCCGGCAGCUUCCGUUCAAGCGCUUUGCUUCCUCUGUGGCUGCACUCCGGAGCUCAGAGCCACCCCCAGGCUGUGCUGGGAAAAGAUGUUUACAACUGCACUUCAGUGCUGGGAAUAUGAAAGCUGCAGCAGGCACUGCCAUUCUUGGGAGUGCUUUCAGGCCCCCAGCGCAGUCCUGUCUCGUGUGGCAAUGAAUCACGGCUGAUGCUCCUGUGUAGGUGCAGCCUGCGAUGGCUGGCAGUGCACGUGUUCUUUUCCUUCCAGUAAGUAGGGAGUAGGGGAGCAUAAACGUAAGCAGGAAUUUGUGGAGCUCCUCAAGUUAUGACAAAGUGUUUCUUGGAAGCUUUUUAAUAUGCAUUGCAAUAAUGCCUGUGAGUCACUUAACUUUGAUAUUUCAGUUACUUUUUGCAACAGUUCUAACCUGAAACAGUCUUACUUGUUUCAUUACAGUUUCCUUGCCAGGGACCUGCCCUGAUCCCAGCUGCGUGUGGUCUUUCAGAGGGUUCACAUACACCUCAAAAGGUGUGCAGGGACGUGCAGGUCUCGGCUGAGGGAAGCUGGGGGACAGGAGCGUGUGCUGCAGGGCGGGCACAGGGACCUCUCAGGGGGUUUUGACCCAGAUGAAUCACAAAUGGAAAAACAAAACCAUGUUGUGAAAUCAGCGUAGCAGUGAGCAGAGCUGCCGUGCUUCUGCACUGCCCUGGGUGUGAGGGGCAGCGCUGGGUCUGCUGGCAAAGCUGAGGUGGAGCGAGGCCUCAUCUCUGCUCAGCUCUUGCCAGUAUGCAUUUAAUGCACAGACACUGAAUUUACCCACGUUGUGUAUGUACCUAUUGGAUCUACAUAAUGGCCAAACACACUUUAGUCCACUGACUUAAAAGGCAUGACCAAUGCAUGUGUAACAAAAAGAAACAUACGGAGCGAUCAAACGUUUGCACAUCUUCAGCAGCUUAAAACCCACAUCCCAUAGCUGUGAGUGUUACAUGCAAAACCAUUGGUUUGUAGCCCAGAGAGCUGCAGAAACUGCUGCUUUCAGGUGCACGGUGCAGUCAGGAGCAGAGCUGUGGCUGGGAGGAGCGCUGGGUGUCUCCUUCUGAGUCAGAGAGCCAAAGGAACUGCCUGAAAUAUUGUGUUUUAAUGCUUGGCUGAGGAGUAGCACUUAGGUCUGUUCCUUGUUCCAUCCAAAGCAUGAGUGUGGCACCCACCUGAGCAGUGCUCACAGGGAGAGCAGGGCGAUGUGUCAAAAAUCUUGAAUGAAGAAAAGCUUUAUGUGUGCAGCUGGGGUGAGCAGCGUUUCUAACUCCAUCUGAUCUGUAAGGUCACACUGAUGACAUCACACACAGUGUGACCGUAAGUUUGGGGUUUUGCAAUCUGCAGAGGUGAACCUUGAAGAAAGUCUGAGUGCAACGCAGCAGUGCGGCGGCUCCAGAAGUGUGCUGUGCUGCCAGCCCUUGGUUUGGGCGCAGGCUGCAGCGCCCAUGGCAGAGCUGUGCCCAUGCACAGAGUGUGGUGUGGGUGUGGGUGAUGUGAGAAGCAGCACGGGAGCGAAGCCAGGCAGCAGAGCUGGCGGCUGCAGGUGGCCCAGGGUGGCUUCAGCUCUCCUCUCCCAUGGGCUGAGAGCAAAGCUGAGAUUUAUGUCAUCAUGACGCUUCUGUUGAGCCCCUGAGCUUCUGGGGCUCUGCACCACAAACUGCCCUAUCGAGUUGGCAGCUUCACAACUUGCAUGGCUGUUUUUUGCAUCCAUACCCAUCGGAGAGCAGAUGCCCACCAAAGGGGCAGCGCAUCGCACCGAGCUGCGGCUCAAUCACAGAUGUGACACAACCAAACAGACUUCCUCUAUUCACACAGUAACACCUUUCAGUUUGGAUUCGUAAUUCUGCUCUAAAUGAUGGCAUCCUCUUAAUGGUGCAGAAGGGGGGGUGGGGGGUGGCUGCCACCUUGUUAAAUGCGGUGCUGAAAUUGCAGAAAUGUUGGUACCUUAAUAAAGACUCAUUUAAAGAAACCAUCCUUUCUUAAAGGUCCCUGGCAGAUGCAUGACACACAUGCAGCAAGUAGCUGGGGGGGGGGAUGGUGUUGGGGGUCUGCGUGCCCACAUCGGAGCAGCUCCACUGCAACAGAGCACAGCUGUGAGCAGUGACUGCGUGGCUGAGCGAUGCCUUUGAAGGAAGGCAGACAUCUUCCACGUGGAUGUUAGCAGGAGCAGUUUGAGGUGAGAAUGCCAGGUAUCAUGUGCUUCGAGUCAUACACACUCUGUAUGGAUCCCUGUAUGUUGCCAAGACAUGAUCUUUUUGUUCCUACUGUAUUUUUCUGUAAAUACCCCCGGCGCUAAGUUGUAAAGUAAAGGCAAAAUGUAAAUAUGAAGAUGUGAACUACGUUCCCUCGUCUCUCUUGUCCUUUAUCUCCUAUUUGUUUAGGGAAGGCACACAAAGGCUUGUUUGUAUUUAUGCCAAUUCUUUGUCCAGGAAAAACACAUCAAAUAUUGAAUGUAACACAAUUAGUCCAAUAAAUUUUAAAGAUUCUUAUCUAA